Molecule: messenger RNA, 486 nt
Organism: Anopheles maculipalpis
Lineage: Eukaryota; Metazoa; Arthropoda; Insecta; Diptera; Culicidae
Gene: mRpS17
Product: 28S ribosomal protein S17, mitochondrial
Exons: 3
Coding region: 19-486 (155 amino acids)
Biological process (GO): mitochondrial translation
Cellular component (GO): ribosome; mitochondrial small ribosomal subunit
Molecular function (GO): structural constituent of ribosome
Source: RefSeq, a predicted model, not a curated record
UCCAAUGUGGAAAAAAUCAUGGCCAGUCGUGCGGCAAUGCUGUUGGGCCAGGUAAUCCCGUGCGUGAAAACAAAUGCAUCCAAGAUACGCGUACGACGAAUGGAACUGGAUACCAAUCUCAACAUGUACUUUAAAAAGGAUGAAUUUUACUUUGCCUACGAUCCGGACAAGCGCUGCAAAACUGGUGACAUCGUACUGAUAAAGGAAUUGCCCGAAAAGCUCACACGGCUCAUAUCGCAUUCGGUGGAGGAGAUUGUAUACCCGCUGGGGGAUAUUACCGAUCCCAUCACCGGCAAGAAGGUCGUCGUGGGCAAGUACCGAGAAGAUAUCGAGGAAGCGAAUCGGUUGUUUGGUAAAUCGAAAGACGCAUUUGACUACUCUACCGCUCCGCCACGUGGUCGGUUGGAGGGUACGCGAGAUUUUACGCACGGUGAAACCUACAUCAAGUACCACGAGGAUGGCAAGGAUCAACCGUUUGCUGUAUAA